GCGCGGGAGGGAUCACAUGACCACAGCGGCUGCCUGUACAGUAAGAACCCAAUAUGGCAGCGGCGGUAGCAGUGGCAACGGCAGCAGGACUGGCCGCCCCGUAGACCCCCCCCUCCACUGCGCGCCUCCGCGGCCGCUUCCUCGGCGAGUUGCUUCCCGGUCCGACUUCCCCUUUCUUCCACCUUUCCCAGCACCGCGGGAAAAGCAGUGCAGGGCGCAGCAGGCAAGGGAACGCAGCCGGAGCCGGGGCACGGAAGCCUCCCAGGCAGUUCAAGAACCGACAUGAGGGAAAAGGGACGUAGGAAGAAGGGCAGGACCUGGGCGGAGGCCGCCAAGACGGUCUUAGAAAAAUACCCUAAUACACCCAUGAGUCAUAAAGAAAUUCUACAAGUUAUCCAGAGAGAAGGACUAAAAGAAAUCAGUAGUGGGACUUCCCCCCUUGCAUGCUUAAAUGCAAUGCUGCACACAAACUCCCGAGGAGAGGAGGGCAUCUUCUAUAAAGUCCCAGGUAGAAUGGGAGUGUAUACUUUGAAGAAAGAUGUGCCAGAUGGAGUGAAAGAACUGUCAGAAGGUUCAGAAGAAAGCAGUGAUGGUCAGUCAGAUUCUCAGAGCUCUGAGAACAGCAGCAGCAGUGAUGGUGGCAGCAACAAAGAAGGGAGAAAGAGCAGGUGGAAAAGGAAAGUAUCAUCUAGACUGUCACAGCCAUCCUCUCCACAGUCAGGCUGCCCAUCACCCACCAUUCCAGCAAGUAAAGUCAUUUCUCCAUCACAGAAGCAUAGCAAAAAGGCAUUAAAGCAGGCCCUGAAGCAACAACAACAGAAGAAACAGCAGCAGCAACGCAGGCCAAGCAUGUCCGUCUCCAAUCAGCACCUGUCUCUCACGACUGUCAGAGCAGCCAGUGACUCUGUACCUGCCAAACCUGCCCUAUGGGAAGGAAAGCAAUCUGAUGGACAGUCAAGCAGUCCCCAGAACUCAAAUUCCAGCUUUUCUUCCUCAGUGAAAGUGGAAAGUUCUCUGCUAGGCUUGGGGAAGAAGUCUUUCCAGAGGUCUGACAGACUCCACACAAGACAAAUGAAAAGGACUAGAUGUGCUGACAUUGAUGUUGAGACUCCCGAUUCCAUUCUGGUUAAUACUAAUCUUCGAGCACUGAUCAACAAGCACACCUUUUCAGUUCUUCCUGGAGACUGUCAGCAGCGCCUGCUUUUGUUGCUCCCAGAGGUUGAUCGACAGGUUGGUCCAGAUGGCUUGAUGAAGUUGAAUGUCUCAGCCCUUAACAAUGAGUUCUUCGCUUCUGCAGCCCAGUGGUGGAAGGAUAGGCUCUCAGAAGGUGAAUUUACUCCUGAAAUGCAGGUGAGAAUUCGACAAGAGAUUGAGAAGGAGAAGAAAGUGGAGCUAUGGAAGGAACAAUUUUUUGAAAGUUACUAUGGUCAGAGUUCUGGCCUAAGCCUUGAAGAUUCACAGAAACUGACAGCUUCCCCAAGUGAUCCCAAGGCAAAGAAAAGCCCAGCCGAACAGCCAAAAUCCGUACUUCCUUCAGAGGCCUCUCCUGUCAGAAUCAUCCCAGUAGUUCCUCAGUCCAAGUGUAAAGAAGAAGCAGUGCAAAUAUCAUCACCAUUCAAAAAAGAAGAAGGCCAAGACGAGGCAAGGCCAGAGUCUAAAUCCCCAGAACCUUCUCUUACAUCAGCUAGCACUACAAAUGAGCUUAUCACCAUGAAGCCUACCAGGAGCCCUAAGAAUGAGGGUCUCUUAGAACAGAAGCCAAUUGCCUCUGUUGAACAAGAGUCUGAGAAAGAAAAUCAUGUCACCACAACUUCUAGUAAUAACAAAAGUGAGAACCAAGAAGUGUUAGCUAUAUCCCCAAGCAAAUCUAAAAAUUCUGGGUUAGAAAAACCCAUAACAAAGCCUAUUGGUGAAGCCGGUCCACUGGACCCUGAUUUGAAGAUGCCGCCAACAACUGUUACUGAUCAGAUUUCAGAAAGUCUCAAGAGGAAAUCUUCUCUUACCCAAGAAGAGGCAACUGGCAGCUGGGAGAAAAGACCACGUAUCACUGAGAGUUGCCAGCACCAGCAGCCAUUUCAGGUCUCCCAACAGCCCUUUCUUAAUAGAGGGGACAGGGUCCAAGUGCGAAAAGUCCCACCUCUCAAGAUCCCUGUCUCCAGAAUCUCCCCGAUGCUGUUUUCUACAUCGCAGGUCUCUCCCAGGGCUCGUUUCCCAAUCUCCAUCACUAGUCCUUACAGAACAGGAGCCAGAACUCUGGCAGACAUCAAAGCAAAAGCCCAGUUGGUUAAAGCACAAAAGGCAGCAGCCGCAGCCGCUGCUGCAGCCGCUGCAGCCGCCUCAGUUGGAGGGACCAUUCCAGGACCUGGCCCCGGGGGUGGACAAAGUCCAAGAGAGGGUGGUGAAAGGAAAACUGCUGGAGGAGGGAAUGCAGGCUCAGACCCAGUCAGUACAAGUGCAAAAGGUCCCACACUGGAACUGCCGGGAACUGGAAGCAGGGGAGGUACGAGAGAACUUUUACCCUGUGGUCCUCAACCUGAGACCAAUACAGCAGGCCAGACGCAGCCUCCUGGUGUCUCUGGAGCACAGCUACAGCAAACCUCCUCAGUGCCUGCAGGACGUGCCAUCAGUGCAGCACGCACAGACAUCCCAUUACCAGCUCACAUAGAAACAUCAGACAGUGAGAAACCAAACCCCCACAAGGCAACAGCCACAGCAGCCUCUCCUUGCCACUCGCAAGACCCUAGGAGUUGCAGACUUGAGAAAGCUCUGUCUCCAACAGGGCCUCCUCUGAUCUCAGGAGCCUCACCUGUUUGUUUUGUAGCUGAUGGCACAGUUGAGCCCAAAGCAGGUUCUAAUAAGAAUGCACCAAAGCCUUCAGCCUUAGCAAAGACAACGGCUUCUGCUCCACUAGAUAUGACUUCCUCUCCUGUAACAUCUUCAUUGACAACAGCCAGUUUAGAAAAACUCCCUGUACCCCAGAUCAGUGGAACUGCAACAUCUACUGGAUCAGCUCCAUCCUCAAGCACUUUGCCAGCAGCUUCUAGCCUUAAAACCCCAGCAAAUAUGAAUGGACCCAUUUCAAGACCAAGUUCUAGUAUCCCUGCUAAUAAUCCUUUAGUUACUCAGCUACUUCAGGGCAAAGAGGUUCCCUUGGAGCAAAUUCUGCCUAAACCUCUCACCAAAAUUGAAAUGAAAACAGUUCUACUGACUACAAAAGAGGAAAAGGGAAUAGGGAUAUUCCCUGGUACCAGUGUAAUUGAAAGUAGCAACAGAGAGGAAGUUAAUGGCAGGCAGGCCCAUCUGGCUAUCCAGCAGCUGGGGAAACCCUUGCAAAGUAAACAGCUUUCCCAGGUUCCAAGGCCAGUUUUCACUGCUAAGGACCGGAAGGACCCCUGCAUUGACACUCACCAGUACCAAGAAGGUCUAAGUAAAACAACGCAAGAUCAGCUUUUUCAGACUCUCCUCCAGAGGGCUCAGAGGCAGAGUGUUCUUUCAUUUGUGCCGCCCUCUCAGUUCAGCUUUGCUCACUCAGGUUUCCACUUGGAAGACAUCCCCACAACCCAGAAGUUCACACUGGGUUUUGCUGGCAGAAGGACAUCCAAGCCUGCAAUGGCAGGUCACUAUUUACUUAAUAUCUCCACCUAUGGCCGGGGUACAGAGAGCGUUAAGAGGACCCAUUCUGUAAAUCCUGAGGAACGCUUUUGUCUAAGUAGCCCCACCGAGGCCUUGAGAAUGGGACAUGCAGAUUGUAAAACCACAACUGGAGAAAGCAGUAGCAGCAAAGAAGAUGAAAGUGAUGAAGAUAGUGUGGGUGAUGAACAGGAAGCUGUGUCAGUGAAGGAGGAGCCCUGGGCUUCUCAGAGUUCUGGCAAGCAGCCCUACAGUGGGGAACCUCCAUCCACCAAUGAGUGUUUAGCUAGCAAGAAUGGUAAGGCCGAGCCACCAGUGAGUGAACAAACCACUUUAGGCAAGGAGAAUUACAUAUUCUCUAGAGGCCAAACGUUUGAUGAAAAGAUCCUAGCCAGAGAUUUUAUUCAGGCUGCACAUAAACAAAUGACUCAUACUGUGAGAGGUAAGACAAUAUGUAGCAGCCCUGAGCGUUUCAGUUCUGCUGCUCUUUCUCUCCCUGCAGACAGCCCCACACAUCAGCCUCUACUCCUUCCACCACUGCAAACCCCAAAAUUAUAUGAAAGCCCCACACAGAUAGGGCCAAGCUAUAGAGGCAUGAUCAAUGUCUCCACCUCAUCAGACAUGGACCAUAACUCUGCUAUACCAGGCAGCCAGGUAUCUAGCAAUGUAGGAGAUGUCAUGUCGUUUUCAGUAACUGUCACUACCAUUCCUGCUAGCCAAGCAAUGAAUCCCAGCAGCCAUGGCCAGACAAUUCCUGUUCAGACUUUUCCUGAUGAGAAUAGUAUCGAGGACACACCUUCAAAAUGUUACUGCCGGUUGAAAGCCAUGAUCAUGUGCAAAGGAUGUGGAGCUUUCUGCCAUGAUGACUGCAUUGGCCCCUCCAAACUGUGUGUCUCCUGCCUCGUUGUUCGGUAAUAAGACUACAGCAUAUGUAAAGGAGGGAAGGGUAGGCUUAAAAAGACAUGUUGCACCCUUUUUAAAUCACAGAAAUAAAGUUUCAGUUGUCUCAAGAGACGUUAA
Molecule: messenger RNA, 4650 nt
Organism: Grammomys surdaster
Lineage: Eukaryota; Metazoa; Chordata; Mammalia; Rodentia; Muridae
Gene: Asxl2
Product: ASXL transcriptional regulator 2
Exons: 12
Coding region: 283-4545 (1420 amino acids)
Biological process (GO): positive regulation of transcription by RNA polymerase II; animal organ morphogenesis
Cellular component (GO): PR-DUB complex
Molecular function (GO): peroxisome proliferator activated receptor binding; chromatin binding; DNA binding
Source: RefSeq, a predicted model, not a curated record